Messenger RNA from Scheffersomyces coipomensis, 927 nucleotides. RefSeq lists its product as uncharacterized. NCBI's taxonomy places the organism in Eukaryota, Fungi, Ascomycota, Pichiomycetes, Serinales, Debaryomycetaceae. The record is from RefSeq and is a predicted model, not a curated record. The transcript has a single exon. The coding region runs from base 1 to 927 and encodes 308 amino acids.
AUGAUUGCUGCACACCCACAAAGUAACAUUCAUCAGAAUCUUCAAACUCAAUUACACAGUAGUUCUGAUACCAAGGAACCAAGAUUUAUGGAUUUAGAUCUUGAGAAUUCAAAGAAAUUAUUCAUCUUAGAUAAAAAGGAAAAAUCAGAACAAGAUCAAAAUAUGUUAUCUACUGAUAGUACAGAUUCAUCAUCAUCGUCGAUGUCUCCAAUGAAUUAUAUUGUUUGGGAAGGUGAAAAUGCUUCUAUGGUUAAAGAUGAAGAUGAUAUUAAAUUUGUUCCAAAAUUUGAAUAUAGCGUUUUAAAGAAAGAAGAAGCUCCUGAUCCAAAUAAGAAUAUGAUUUUAGAAACUAGUACUAUGACUCAACAUAUUCAAAUUUUAGAAAGAAAAUUAAGAAAUUUUAAUAAAUAUAUGGUUUUAACUGCUAAAUUGAUUCAUUAUGAACAAAAAAAGGGAGAAUUGAUGACUAUUUUAGUUGAUCAUAAAGAACCAAUUGUUGAUAUGAGAGUUGGUAAUACUUCUUAUGAAUAUUACAGAUGGUGUUAUUUAACAAGUAUGACUACAACCAAUAAAUUCUCGUUUAAAUAUAUUUUAUACAAGAUUCCAGAUGAUUGUCCUACUAAUAUGUUUGAAGUAAAUGGAUUAUUCACUGAUAAAAAGAGACCAACCUAUGCUCAAGAAGUAUUAAAAUUAGAUGAAAGAACGAAUGCCUUUCAAAUUUUAGCUGAAUUCAAAUAUGAAGUUGAUUUAAAAACUAAUAUCAUUAGUUCUUAUUUGGUAUUAAAGAGAAGUCUUCAUAAUUUAAGAUUAACUGAAAAUGAUAUUAUCAAUUCCACCAUUGUUUUUAGAUAUAUGGAAGAUUCCAAAUAUGAAAACUUAUCUAAUCUUACCAGUUUAACUAGUAAGAAAGGAGUUGUUUUACUUUAG